Molecule: messenger RNA, 4128 nt
Organism: Gigantopelta aegis
Lineage: Eukaryota; Metazoa; Mollusca; Gastropoda; Neomphalida; Peltospiridae
Product: ribosomal oxygenase 1-like
Exons: 20
Coding region: 225-2417 (730 amino acids)
Cellular component (GO): nucleolus
Molecular function (GO): histone H3K4 demethylase activity; histone H3K36 demethylase activity
Source: RefSeq, a predicted model, not a curated record
AUGUGUGUUUGACUUCAAGAAUGAAUAUUUAUUUACUUUUAUAAACAAAAAUAGAAGAGUAAUUGUUGUUUGUAUGUUUCCUUACAAAAGAAGAUAAUUUUCUAUACUAUUACUUUGUUUAUGCUAUUGUGACAUUGAAUGAUUUGGAUUGAAUUUAAAAUUUAAAUACCCCACCUGUAAACAGUGUUACGAGUGUUUAAAAAUUUCCAGAUCUAACAUCAGAAAUGAAAAGGGUAUCUGCUUUUUCUGUCUUUUCAAGUAAAAACAAAAAAGGGAAGUGUGCAGAUGAAGAUACACCAAAGAUUAAGGUUUCACCAGGCAUUUCCUCACUGAGAAAAACAUCCAGUACUCCUACUGUUGCAGGAGAAAGCAAGACAAAGAAAUUGCUUAAAGUCUUGAAAGGUGGCAGUUUGAGAGGUAGUUUUAAAGGGUCGGCGACUAAAUCUCGUCAGUCCAUUCUUCCUGAUGUUGCAAUGGACAGUCCAUUUAUACCACAUGGUGGCGACCCUGACUGUGAACUCACAAGUAUCAAGAGUGACAGUGUAAAGAAAAAUGGAUCCAAUAAACCCCCUCUUCCAAAGAAACCAAGCCGAAAGGACAAAAAGAAAAUUCAGCUUGAUGAUGCCACUGACAAGGCAGCUGAUAAUGAUGAAAACACUAAUGUGACCAAUUAUUCUGGUGUAAAACGCCAGUCUCCUAGGAACGAGGGUGUUCAAGAAAAUGGACUCACAAGGGGUAAAAGAAAAGUGUCACCAACUAAAGCCUCAAAGUCAUCAAGUGAUGAAAUGGAAUUGUCGCCAUCGAAGAACGAUACAGCUAUGCAUAACAUGGGACAAGACAAACCACCACGUGCAAAAGUUUCAAAGGGACAGGCAAAGGUUUUGCCACCAAAUAUAUCGCCAUCUGCAAAACAUUUGAAAAAGAAAGAUAAAAGUUAUGCAGAGGAAAUAACAGGACUUGAUCUAUCUGGAGUUGGAAAUUUGAAUGCUGAUGAAAAGAUCCAAAGUUGUUCCGAGUCUCAGGUGCCAACAGUGAUGUAUGACAGCACUGCAGAAGCCAAGAGAGCCUUUGAUACCUUGAUUCAUCCUGUCACCAAGCAAACGUUCUUCAGAGAGAUGUGGGAACGAAAGCCACUGUUGGUGAAGCGACAUCUUCCUCACUAUAAUCAAGGCUUGUUCAGUACUUCGGAUCUAGAUGGAAUUUUAAGAAAGGAAAAUAUUCAGUUUACUACCAAUCUGGACAUUGUGUCAUAUGAGGAUGACAAGCGAGAGACGCACAACCCAGUAGGUCGAGCGUAUGCUCCAGUGGUGUGGGACUAUUACCAGAAUGGUUGUUCGGUGAGGCUGCUCAAUCCACAAACAUACUCGAAAAGUGUUUGGACGUUACUGGCGAAACUACAGGAAUUCUUUGGUUGCUCAGUUGGUGCUAAUAUUUAUUUGACACCUCCUGGCACCCAAGGAUUUGCACCUCAUUAUGAUGACAUAGAAGCAUUUAUUUUGCAGUUAGAAGGCAAAAAACAUUGGAGACUUUAUAGCCCAAGAAGUACAUCUGAAAUGCUGCCAAGAUUUUCCAGUGACAAUUUAAGCCAGGAGGACUUGGGAACUCCCAUUCUGGACAAAAUACUGGAAGCAGGUGAUAUGCUGUAUUUUCCAAGAGGGACCAUACACCAGGGCCGAACAUGUGCGGAUGCUCAUUCGCUACACAUAACAGUGUCUGCAUUUCAGAAGAACACUUGGGGUGAUCUUUUACAAAAGCUCUUACCAUCAGCUCUGCAGUCUGCUAUGGAGGAAAAUCUGGAUUUUCGAAAAGGCCUUCCAUUGGAUUAUUUGAAUUUUAUGGGUGUUGUUAAUUCAGAUAAGGACUGUCCUGAAAGAGUGGACUUCUUGAGCAAGAUGAAACAAUUACUCACUUCUCUGGUGUCGUAUGCUCCAAUAGAUGCUGCCUGUGACCAGAUGGGAAAACAGUUUGUGGUAGAUUCAUUACCACCUGUCCUUUCUGAAGGCGAAAAGCAGUGCAGUAUACACGGAACAGGCGAGCACUGGAACAGUGAGGAGCAUGGUGUGAGAGGGACUGUCGAGAUUGAACCCGACACACACAUCAAACUCGUCAGAAAAGGGGUUAUUCGCAUCAUAACGGAGGAGGACCAGGUUCGGAUCUAUCACUGUCUUGAGAAUGCUCGCAUUUUCCGCGAAGUUGAGCCACAGUAUAUUGAGAUACAAGCAGAGGUGGCUCCAGCAGUGGAAUUCCUGAUACAUAACUACCCCGAGUAUAUCCCAGUAGACAGUCUGCCACUGGACUCCCUCGAGGAAAGAAUAAGUAUUGCGAAGGACUUGUACGAGAAAGGUCUGUUGAUUACUGGCGAUCCCUUGGAACCACUGUAUGACACCAGCGAAACUGAUGAUAAUGGCCAUUUGUGAAAAACUACUUUCUUAUGAAGUGGAACAUUCCACAAAACAUUUGAAACAUUAACUUGUGCCAUUUAGCUGUUGGUAGGUCUUCCUAUUGAUGAAAACAGGGGACAAUAUUUCAAAAUUCAUGUUGACCAGAAGUCAGUUUGCAUGAGUUUUACCUAGUUAACCAAUUAUUUGGUGACAUUAAAUAUAUUUAAGUGACAUGUGAGUAACGCAUAUACUACCGAUCCUGGAGUACUACAUUCAUUGAUAUUCCAAAUGUAGUGACAAAUUGAUUUGCAAAUUAUAUAAUAGUAUUUUUCAAGUGUUCAGAAUCAUUUGAAAUUUAACAAAAAUAGUUUACAAGUCUUGACAGGGUGCAAUACUUCUCACAAACCAUUGUUCUGUUUGCGUGUCGGUUACUCAGAUUUAAAUUCAUGCAAACUGCCAAUAGGUUACAUGGUGAACUGCGCCAGAUAGGAAAAAGGUUGCUGUAUAUACAAGCUUCCAGAACAGACAUUUAAGUACAUGUACGUCUCAGCCUCUUCACUUCAGAUCUGCUAAGUCAAAUCCAGAGUUCGGGGAAAUGUUCCAUUGAAAUAUGGAUUGUAAUAAUUUUAUUGAGUUGAAGAUUUUAUGAUCGAGGACCAGGGCCCGUGCUUAUAAAACUUAAAGUCUAGACUUUAAUAAAGUCCAGACUUUAACGUAAUGCUAUUUGAAUGGCGUUGUCAUGACGUUAAAGUCUGGACUUUAUUAAAGUCUAGACUAAGUUUUAUAAGCACGGGGCCUGAUCUCUUAGCAGUAGAAAUCUUAUAGUCGCUUUCAUGAUGAUCUCAUUCAAAUUACACUUGCCAAGAUUAGAUAUUAUGUAAAUAUACAAUAUUUCACAUUUACUAAUUUACUACAUUUCUUUGUGUCGCUUUUUUAAUGUGUAAAUUAAUGUAAAGAAGGGGGAAAUGUGACUUUAUUUAGCUAUGAUGACUUUUAAGUUUGGUUAACUUAGUCUCAUGUUAAAAUACAUGAUGUUUAUUGUCAAGGUUAACUGUUUAAUACAUUUAAUGUUACAAAAUGUGAUGCAGGUAAUAUGCUGCUUUUAGAAUUAGUUUUUAAACAUAUGUAAUUAUCUCCUUUGUAGUCAGGAUUGAAGGUUCUAUAGUUUAGGUUCCGUUACAUCAAAUAUAUUUCCAUUGCCAAUAAUGUUAAAAAGCCUUUAUUAUAAAUGAAAACAUUAUGUAAUAUCAUCUCUGAUAUUUGACUCAAAAUGGCACAACAAAAGUUUUGUCUUGUUUUAACUUUACUUUAUCGGAAACUUAACCUUUAAUACAGAAAUGACUUCAAUUUUUUCUUUGAUACUUACAAGUAGGUUGACCAUCACGGUAUUUAAAGUGACCGAUUUUUUUAAAGUUCUUCACUAUUUUUAUUACUAAAUGGAAACAAUGGUACAUGUGGUGUAACAGCUAGAAUAGAUAUAACAGCUAGAUGAGACUGUUGGCUAAGGGAUGGGUCAUUUAGAAUGUUUAUGGUCAACCUACAUUUGUCACCAUUACAAGUCUUCCAGUAUCAUUAAUGUCCACAGGUUAAAUCUUUGUAAUCAUAUAUGUACUGUAUAUAUUAUACUAUUAUGGUUAAAUGUCGAAUUUAUGUCAUUUUGGGUUUUUUUACCCGUGUGGCUGAAAAUCACUUUAAAUGACCUUGUACAAUGUACAUGUAGGUAUAAAUAUUAAAAUGACUGACCAUG